AUGUCGAAGCCAACGCUGGUUCAGAGCCUGCUGAACAGACCCUCCCAAACUUAUUCGACACCUAUCCAGUCGAAGAAGGAGUACUACUCUACGAGACGGGAAAUGUUGCGCAUAGCACAGGAUGCGGGUGUUCGGCCUGCAAUAAUGACGGGACCGAGCGCGAAAGCAAUGGGAAGCCAAGCUACGACGACACCCCGUGUCCAGACUGGCUCUCACCUAGAUGGAGCGAACCCUAAGGCCCCUCCUCAAAGCACGGUCGUCCCCUCGACAACUAAUUCACAACCAGUUAACGGCCAUAUGACUCCCGGACCUUCGAAGCUUUCGUUGGAGCCUCCAACUCGGGCUCAGCACCCCGUGAAGCCUGUCCCGAUCAUAAGACCCAAUCCCAGCUGGGAGGAAGACGAUAACGCAGGCGAUUCAGACCUCGAGGUGUUCUUCACUCCGAACACGUCUCCGCGCACCUCGAUGGCCUCCUCAGUCGCCACCAUUACAUUUCCUUCAGGGAGAAAACCCAGUCGGAGAUCUCUUCGCAACGAUGCCGCCGAACAUCUACCCACUGCUGGACCAUCAUCGUCAUCAGCGCAUCAGCUCCCUCCAUCUUCUCUGCAGGCGUCCAAACCCACUCCGAAAACCAAUAGUACUACUUCAGUGCAAUCUCGACCGUCUCCUUCUCAGAGUCCAUUUACAGCCGUCCCCUCGACACGGACACCCUCCAAUUCAACCGCAAACAGCACGAGGGCUAUACAUGCCCUUUCAGCGACAUCCAGCAUCUCGUCUACCAGUCUCGAUGGUCACUCCCUCUUUUCAGAUUUCCUCGACCCCGGCUCUACUGAAUCCACUUUAUUAACCACACCUUACCAGAGCGACUCCGGCGAAAUGACAUCCUCGAACACAAAGGCAAGAUUGGGAACAAUUGCGACGACCAGACCUGCUGCUGCAGCGUCCUCCAGUACCACGAGGCAGUCGUCUACGUCUGCAGGUGUCAAGCGGAGAAACGCAGAGGAUUCUGUCAGGGAUGUCAGGUUGGAUAUCCCUCCUGGAACGUCACCCCCGAAUAGAAAGUCACCUAUACCGGAUUCCUCCAAGGUCCCGACGUCUAGAAAGUCUAAAUCUGGCACUACUACUCAAGUGAACGGAAAGGUCUUGACGCCGCCCUCCGGGAUCGUACAGCAACCCGGACAAGGGAGAAAGGUUGCUGCAUCCACUUUGCAGGGCCUUACUUAUUCUGGUCGUGCAAGCGGAGCGCAGGUAGGGGCUGCUGGCGGAUCAACCGCAAAUGGAUCUGCGAAAGGGAAGGAGAGCGAGCCGUUAUCGAGAACCUCUUUGCCUCAUGUACCAAACACCUCUCUUUCAGUGAACAGAACUCCCCGAAAGACGCCGCAUACCUUCUCUGCAUUUGCUCCUGUCGGUUCUUCAUUUCCGUCUUCUUCGACCGCAACCUAUAUUCAAGCGUCAGCCAACUCGUAUACAAAUACCUAUGCCUAUACCCACAGCAGCAGUCAACGAAAGAAUGGAAACCCAUCUAAAGUUGCCCCAACAAGCAUGAUGAUGAGCAUGACGGCACUCCUAGAGGAGGACGAGGAAGGCCCGUUCACUCCUCGCAUGGAUGUUUCGCGAAACCUAGAAUCUGACUCGGCGGAAGCAACACACUCCAAUGAUCAAUCUCGAGCGUCGCAGAGCUCCGCCCCCAAUCGUUCAAGGUCGCUGCGUCAUACCUCCCCUGAUUUGCGAAGACGACGAUCGCGAUCUCUUGAGUCGUCCUCCACUAGCUCUGGAAGUACCCCUCGAAACAGAUCCAGGACAACGCAUACCCUGACGGCUGAAGUGCAGGCUUUGACCCUCGCCACGCCUGGCGAGAUACCGAGCAAGGGUACUCAGGGCUACACCUCUUUGGUUCUUCCUCGUGCACCCGCACCAACCACAGCUGCUGGUCUAUCGAAGCAUGACAGUUGGUUCAGUGUUGCUAACGUUGGCGCGAUCGGAUCGAGUGCGGAUGGCAAGAUAGAUCUAACGAGAAGCGGUAUUGCGCAAACGACGAUGGCAACUGUGGAGGUCGUUAGAGGCUUAGGUCUCUCGAGGAACGGGUCGGGUAUUAGGAACGUGCUCAGCACGUUUGGGAGAAGGAGGGCUGUCUCUGGCGGAUUUCCUGCGAAAGUGGGCGCCAGCGCUAGCGCGAGAAGGGGAAGUGUAGAUGAUACUCGCCAAGACGUGCCUCAGCCUGCUUCUGAAGUAGAGGGGACGAUACUCGGUUUUACCUCAUAUCGCUCUCCGCCAAAUUAUGUGCCUAGUCGCGGUGUUCUGAUCCAGGUAUGGGCCGUUGCUGUGGAUGGCGUUGAUGGACGGCUUGUAGGAGUGAGGUUCGGAGCAGAUGGAGUCAGGGUAGAUUACGAUGAAGAGGAGUGUGAGGACCAAGGGAAGGAAGCAUUCGAGAGAGACAAGGCGCAAGAGUCGGAACCAGAAAGGGCGUCAACAAAGAAAAACCCUUUCGCUGCUCUUGGACGUUCCUUGAGCCUGAGUUUAUCGCGUCAUGGGAGUCCCAAGCAGAAUGACCGACAACGUUCGUCGUCUGCUUCUCACAAACCUUCGCCGCCCCGACAGAACCAAAGCCAGCGGGAACAGUCGCGUGAGAGGACUGCGUCCUUUUUGAAAAGGAAUAACACCACAGCAUCCUCUGCCACGACGGCGUCUAAUUCGCUAUCCCAUUCCCCAUCGCAGAGGAGGCAGAAGGCGCCGAAACAAACACGAGCGAAUGUUGGGUAUAUUCCUGGGCGAAGUUUUGUUGGUAGAGUGUUGGAGUGUGGAUGGGAUGUCCGAGACGAGGUAAUUAGGAAGGGAGAAUGGGUCGUUGGGCUGUUGGACGUGCGAAAGUGUGGCGCACUAGCUGAAUUCAUCGUUGUCGAUCGGCAUCGCUUGCAUCGCGUUCCACAUCCCCGGAAAAGCAGCCCAACCCUGGAUUCCAACGCCCCAGCAAGUCCGGUAUGGCUUGCAUCGCCCACUUCGACCCAAGGCAUCCGCAAUCCAGCAACGUUAACUCUCGAGGAACUCGCUUUGCUGCCCUUGUGCGGCUUAUCGGCCUACAGAGCUGUCCGCACUUUUAUGUCCGCUUUUAGCUCGAUAAGAGAUGAACGCGGGACUCCUGCUACAGUCGACCGAAGGAUCGCUGAUUUCGACACGGCGAGCAGUAUUGGGCCAGAUUACUCCAUGACUGUCAGUGCUUUCAGCCACAAGGUGAUGACUGACCAUGACUGUGGCCAUCGACGACGUGUGCUAGUAUUACGAGGCCACGAUGGCGUCGGAGCAAUGGCAGUGCAAAUGCUCGUCCAGCGUGGAUGGCGGGUGUCUGUACAUGUGCCAUUCUCAUCAGUCCCUGCGAAUGCGUCGCAAGCAGCGGGUGACGAGUUCAUGAGGACUGUCGAAGAGCGUGCACGGCUAUGGGGAGCAGAUGAAGUGAUAUUCGAUGAUGGAGAAGAGGGUGGAGGGGUCGAUGAUGGACGUAUGGCGGCAGUUCGGGUCAUUAAUACGCUUUGGGAAGACGGUGAUGUCUUUGACGCUAUUCUGGACACGAUUGGCGGCAAGGAGGUGCGAGAGGCCGGGGAAAGGCUAUUGAGGUCGCAGGGGAAGCAAACGUCGUUAACCCCUGGUAAAGGCCGGACAACGUCUCCUGCGAAAGUAUCUAUCUCAAGCUUGAAUCGCCAUGGGGUCGGCCAGUUCACGACGCUCGUCGGAGACGUGCCAGAAAGAGCCAUUCCCAGCGCUGGUGACAACUUCCGCGCCGGUUUGCGCUCCCUUAGGAUUGGUUCAACCGACAGCCCUAAUGAUUCUCAUGCCAGGAUGGCUGAGCAAGUCAGUGCUGGCGACUUGAAAGGCCCCAGUUCUGGCAGGGUUGGCUAUGCUUGGGUCAGUGUAGUCCAGGACGUCGACUGGGAAGGAAGUGACGUGGGUGAGACUCUGGGAACUGUACUCCGUCUUGCUCUCGAAGAUGGAAUCAGACCGUUCGUUGAGGUCGAGCCCGGAAGAGGUAUGAUGGGCAGACCACGAGUUGUGCCUUUCGAGAAGGCACCAUAUGUCUUCGUGGACAACGGUCCUCUCGGAGAUGGUGGCACAGUCGUUGUGAAAAUUGCAGGAUAA
Messenger RNA from Cyclocybe aegerita, 4128 nucleotides. NCBI's taxonomy places the organism in Eukaryota, Fungi, Basidiomycota, Agaricomycetes, Agaricales, Hemipholiotaceae. The record is from the annotation of a GenBank genome assembly.